AUGGCUGCCACCGAUCCUAUUCACUCAUGGAUGUAUUUCCUACAACGGGAUCCCAAAUUUGAGACUGAACGCGUCUACGAACUUAGACGGCAGAAGCCUACAAAGAAGAUCCCCCAGACCAACAUGCUGCUCGAAAAGGUGGACAACAUCGCCAUUCAUGAUGUCCGUCCUCGACUCGAACAGUGCUCUUUCGGCACUACUGGAUUCUUCCUCCUGGAUAUGGACACAGGAUUGGUUGCAGAAGACUUUGAUCAUCGCGAGAAGGUGAUAAAGUGCUUCCUUCCUCAGUUGGCAGCUGAAGUCAAAGACAGGCUCAAUGCCAGCAGGGUGCAGAUCUUUGACUACCAGCUUCGAAAGCGGAACCGAGACUUCCCGAUCAGCAAUGGAGAGGUGUAUGAGUAUAGACAGCCUUCCUGUCUUGCUCAUGUUGGUGCGUCCCCUCCCCCUUCCCCCUCCCACUCCCCCAACCAGCCGUGGUGUGAAACUGAUAUAGUCACGUAG
Molecule: messenger RNA, 501 nt
Organism: Podospora bellae-mahoneyi
Lineage: Eukaryota; Fungi; Ascomycota; Sordariomycetes; Sordariales; Podosporaceae
Exons: 1
Coding region: 1-501 (166 amino acids)
Molecular function (GO): oxidoreductase activity
Source: RefSeq, a predicted model, not a curated record